AUGUAUUCGAACGUCGUUGUUCCGAGACAAUGGACAAGACUUGCGUGUCUUUGCCGAUCAUUAACAACUAUAGAGGGUCAAAAACUCCCUCAAACCUCUAAAUCCAGCGAUGGUAUUUCACCUCCUCCUCGCAUUCCUAGAGGACCCACAGACAUUCUGCAGGCUCUAGCAGCCACCGUCGGAAAUGACCCAACUGCGGCUCACUACAAAUAUCACGAUGAUCCCUAUUUAAUACCACUGUCCAACUUCCGUAAGAGAGCCUAUGCACUGUCAGCUGAGGCUGGUCGCAAAGCUGCAGCAUGGAUCAGGGAUGAGCAUGCUGAGCUAUUCACUACAAGAGUGUGGGACCCACCAACAAGGAUAAAGACACCAUAUUUCAAUGCUGAUCCAAAAAUAGAAGCAUUUGCUCCCAAACCUAUCUAUAAUGAUGAAAGCAAGGUUACAGAAGAUGAUUUGAAAUACACAAUACAGAAUGCUUUAAUAGAAGACUCAAUGACGGUAUUCAAACUGCUUGGAGGUGUGAGUAGUGUCAAUGAGGAAUUAAAGCUGCAAUUUCUUCAGUUAUUAUGCUUUUACAAUGAGAAGGAACCGGACUCUAUGGAGUGGCUUGAAGAGAGGUGGUUCUCUGCCAAUAUGCGAGAGAGACAGGCUGCUACUUGGAGGCUCGGUGGACUAGCUGAUCAGAUCUUUGAAUCAAUGGAUCCGAAGACACCAGAAGCAUACUGUGCCAUGAUUCAAGGCAUGGCUAAAUAUUACCAGGCUGAAAGAGCACACAACAUGGCCCAAGAAGCGAUAUCAAAAGGCAUUUCUUUGUCUACCAGUGUGUACAAUGCCCUUAUAAGUUGUAUUGGUUUCCUUAAGGAAGGCACCGCCUUACGUAUUGAAGGUCUCAAAACGAUAUUAGGCCAAAUGAAUGCUCAGGGUAUAUCUCCAAAUGACGAGACACUGUCAGCCUGUCUGCGCUCAUUGUCUGCAUGGGGAGGUGGCAGAGCACUGCAACAGAUGGCGCUGCAAACUGUCGCAGAGUUCAAACAAAUAGGCAUACAGCCUGGCUUGGCCGCCUAUUAUUAUUUACUCUGUGUAUUUUGUAAGGAACGAGGCCCGCGUUUUGACAUUCUAUCGACAAUAAUUAAGGAACUUGAAAAACAAGAUAGCUUGGAUGCCAAGGAACCUGCUGAUACUAAUUUCUUCAUCACGGCUAUGGGAGUUUGUAGCGACCACUUGCAGGAUAUUAACAUGGCGGAAAGAUUACAUGCCCUUCUAAUGAAAGGUGACAACUACAAAUUGGUUGGGGACGCGUACAAAGAAAGUAUUUACUAUAGGCACUAUGUCACUGUUACUUGCAGGCACGCACCUUUCGAGAAAACUCUAGAGCUACUGGACACAUUAAUACCCAAUGUUUAUGUCCCUGAACCAUCUGUUAUGGAAGAGAUUAUAAAGACAUUAGAAGUGGGCGGCGCGGGCGAUCGCCUUGCUCAAACAUGGUCGCAGCUGGUUGUUUUUGGUCACGGGAAACGAGUGAAACUGGUCGAGAGACUGCUAGAGGCAAUGAUCAAUACAUACCCUGGACAAGAACCUGAAGUUCAGAGUAAAAUGCGUGCUGCCGCCGCUGACAUGCUGAACUUCGGACAAGCGGUUUCUGAAGAACAGGAGACUAAGGACAUCAGGACACCAAUACAGAAAUUAUCAGCAACAGCAGUGUGCAGUAUUAUAGAGCUAUGUGCCGAUAGUACGGACAAGGCAGACCCCAACUGGAAGAGUGUGGACGAGGCCUUGCGGCGCCUGCGUCGUGAGGAGGCCGCGGGAGUACCGGCGCGACCUCAGGCAUUGGCUAAUAUUGCGCAAAAAGCCGCUACUAUUGGUCUACCUGGUAUUGCUGCAACUGCAGUAACAUAUUUAGCGGAAUGCGGCUUUGAAGAGGCGAUGUCUGCCAGUGUUCAAGUACUGGGUACAAUGCUGAACCGAUCAGAACAAGAGGUGGAGACCUUACUGACUGAACAACACUCCAGCCUCGCGGGUUCACUACACCCAGCCGCACAAGCUGUCGCCGAAGCAUACAAUUUAGCCAAAACCGGAGGACCAGUUCUACAAGACUCUGAAAGAUCAUCGUCGAGUUCAGAUAGCGACAGUGAAUCGUCCUCCGACGAUGAGUAA
This is a messenger RNA of Spodoptera littoralis (African cotton leafworm), 2154 nucleotides long. Lineage: Eukaryota; Metazoa; Arthropoda; Insecta; Lepidoptera; Noctuidae. The record is from the annotation of a GenBank genome assembly.